Drosophila simulans is the source of this 1117-nucleotide messenger RNA. It is a transcript of the gene Cdk1, whose product is annotated as cyclin-dependent kinase 1. Gene Ontology annotation, molecular function: ATP binding; RNA polymerase II CTD heptapeptide repeat kinase activity; cyclin-dependent protein serine/threonine kinase activity. The coding region runs from base 96 to 989 and encodes 297 amino acids. The transcript is spliced from 3 exons. The record is from RefSeq and is a predicted model, not a curated record. Gene Ontology annotation, biological process: G2/M transition of mitotic cell cycle; protein phosphorylation; mitotic G2 DNA damage checkpoint signaling. Lineage: Eukaryota; Metazoa; Arthropoda; Insecta; Diptera; Drosophilidae. Gene Ontology annotation, cellular component: nucleus.
GCAUCGUUUAAACUGUCUGGUAAUACUACAGCAUAUACGUCAAAAACGCGCUAAUUUAAAAGUCGGUGGCUUGCAAAUAAAUAGCUUAAUAAAUUAUGGAGGAUUUCGAGAAAAUUGAGAAGAUUGGCGAGGGCACAUAUGGCGUGGUGUAUAAGGGUCGCAAUCGCCUGACCGGCCAAAUUGUGGCAAUGAAGAAAAUCCGCUUGGAGUCCGACGACGAAGGCGUUCCAUCAACCGCGAUCAGGGAAAUUUCGUUGCUUAAGGAGUUGAAACAUGAAAACAUUGUCUGUUUGGAGGAUGUUUUGAUGGAGGAGAAUCGCAUAUACUUGAUCUUUGAAUUCCUAUCGAUGGACCUCAAGAAAUACAUGGAUUCGCUGCCAGUUGAUAAGCACAUGGAGAGUGAAUUGGUCCGUAGCUAUUUGUACCAAAUAACUAGCGCCAUUCUGUUCUGCCAUCGUCGGCGAGUACUUCACCGUGAUCUUAAGCCGCAGAACUUACUAAUCGACAAGAGUGGCCUCAUAAAAGUCGCCGACUUUGGACUUGGCCGAUCCUUUGGCAUUCCGGUGCGCAUUUAUACGCACGAGAUUGUGACCUUGUGGUACAGAGCGCCGGAGGUGCUACUGGGAUCACCCCGGUAUUCCUGUCCCGUCGACAUCUGGUCCAUUGGAUGCAUAUUCGCGGAGAUGGCAACGAGAAAGCCGCUGUUCCAGGGUGACUCGGAAAUUGACCAGUUAUUUAGAAUGUUUAGAAUUCUGAAAACACCUACCGAAGACAUUUGGCCGGGCGUUACUUCGCUACCCGACUAUAAGAACACGUUCCCCUGCUGGUCCACGAACCAAUUGACCAACCAGUUGAAGAAUCUCGAUGCGAAUGGUAUUGAUCUCAUUCAAAAGAUGUUAAUCUACGAUCCGGUUCAUCGCAUUUCCGCCAAGGACAUUUUGGAGCAUCCCUAUUUCAAUGGUUUUCAAUCGGGCUUAGUUCGAAAUUAACGUUCGGUAUUCUCGUUUGACUUUAACUAAGAAUUAUAAAACAAGAGAACUUGGUAUCUAAUCUAAAGCAAAAUAGCCGUAAAUAAAACUAAGGGUGUAAAACAAUAAACGUUUACUUAAUUUAUGUA